UUAAUAAUCGAUCAGUGAGAGAGAGAGAGAGAGAGAGAGAGAGAGAGAUGGAAAGGCAGCGUGAGCAGGAUAGUGAAGCAGCCAUGCCAUCGAGAGCCGUUGAAGUUGUAAGCAAUCGUAUAGCACCAGCACCUCAUGUUGAUGAUGGUUUCUCCAGUCACAAGAAACCCAGGUGGAGGGACUUUCUAUCCCAUGUAGGUCCUGGUUUUUUGGUGUCCAUGGCUUACCUUGAUCCUGGAAACUGUAACUCUCUCUCUCUCUCUCUGCGCGCCUGCGUGCGUGUGUUUUCUAUAAUCUGUAUAACUAUUUGUAUGUUCGUUUGCUGUAAUCUAGUGGAAACUGACCUGCAAGCUGGAGCUAACCACAGAUAUGAGCUGCUAUGGGUGAUACUUAUUGGGUUAUUUUUUGCUCUCAUUAUUCAGUCAUUGGCGGCAAAUCUUGGUGUAACCACCGGGAAGCACCUUUCAGAGUUAUGUAAAGUGGAGUACCCAUCACUAGUGAAGUACUGCUUAUGGCUGCUGGCUGAGAUUUCUGUCAUAGCUGCGGAUAUAGCCGAAGUUGUUGGCACAGCCUUUGCGCUCAACAUACUGUUCCACAUCCCACUAUGGGCAGGAGUUCUCUUGACAGGCUUCUCCACUCUUUUGCUUCUUGGUCUCCAGAGAUUUGGCGUUAGGAAGCUGGAACUGCUGAUAACAACUCUAGUAUUUAUAAUGGCAGGAUGCUUCUUUGCGGAAAUGAGCUAUGUAAAACCACCAGCUUCUGAUGUAUUGAAAGGAAUGUUUGUCCCUAGGCUUGAUGGUCAUGGAGCCACUGCUGACGCCAUUGCCCUUUUUGGAGCACUCAUAAUGCCGCACAACCUCUUUCUCCAUUCUGCUCUUGUGCUCUCUAGAAAAGUACCCAACUCUGUCCGUGGCAUCAAUGACGCAUGUAGAUACUUUCUAAUAGAAAGUGGGUUUGCUCUGUUUGUAGCAUUUCUAAUAAACAUAGCAGUGGUUUCAGUAUCAGGCAAAGUAUGCUCAGCAAAUAAUCUUUCAGCUGGAGAUAUAGAAAAAUGCGACGAUCUCUCCCUUGAUUCUGCCUCUUUUCUUCUCAAGAAUGUGUUGGGAAGGUCCAGCUCAACAGUGUAUGCCAUAGCACUUUUGGCCUCUGGACAAAGCUCUACCAUCACUGGAACCUAUGCAGGGCAGUACAUCAUGCAGGGAUUCUUGGAUUUGAGGAUGAAAAAAUGGAUGCGGAAUUUGAUGACUAGGAGUGUUGCCAUAGUACCUAGUCUUGUCGUUGCUGUUAUCAGCGGGUCUUCGGGUGCGAGCCGCCUUAUUAUCAUUUCCUCGAUGAUACUUUCAUUUGAACUUCCAUUUGCUUUGAUUCCACUGCUCAAGUUCAGCAGCAGCAGCACCAAGAUGGGACCUCACAAGAAUUCUAGAAUCAUCAUUGUAAUUUCAUGGAUCCUGGGCUUGGGAAUCAUUGGCAUCAACGUGUACUACCUAAGCACAGGUUUUGUGGAGUGGCUAAUUCACAGCAGUCUCCCGAAAGUGGCAAACGUUAUCAUUGGGAUCAUAGUAUUUCCUCUUAUGGCCAUUUAUGUUGUUGCCGUUAUCUACCUCACCUUCAGACACGACACUGUCGAUACAUUCAUAGAGACUCAGAACGACUCUCCAGAGCCAACCCACAUGGAAUUGGGUCCAAUUCCUUUUAGAGAGGAUUUAAGGGAUAUCCAACUUCCAGACUAAGGAUUUACCAAGAAGCUUCCUAGCUAUGUGUGAUUGUAACUGUCUUCAAAGUAGUUAGAUGAAGCUUUCAGUUUUUUAAUGUUUACUCGUGCGAUCAGGGAUGCCCAAAUGAAGGCCAAUAAAUUAAGAAGCAUGUGUUAAGUUCUAACAGUACAGUUUGGCUUGAGAAUAUUGACAUGCUAUAUUCGAUGAAUACAAUGAUUUGUCUUAUGUUUCCUUUUUCCGCCUCCUUC
Molecule: messenger RNA, 1963 nt
Organism: Neltuma alba
Lineage: Eukaryota; Viridiplantae; Streptophyta; Magnoliopsida; Fabales; Fabaceae
Product: metal transporter Nramp5-like
Exons: 12
Coding region: 48-1730 (560 amino acids)
Biological process (GO): iron ion transmembrane transport; manganese ion transport
Cellular component (GO): plasma membrane
Molecular function (GO): cadmium ion transmembrane transporter activity; manganese ion transmembrane transporter activity
Source: RefSeq, a predicted model, not a curated record